ACGUCUCCACCACUUCAUAUGCAAUUUCCCUCUCGAUCGCACGCACGCCGCCGCACUUCCCUCCGCGCUGCACAUCCCGUCCUCCACCUGCACGCCAAUGGCGCCCUCACCGCCAAGUACUACAUGCAUUCACCGCCACCGUCCAUUCCUCCGACUUCUAGUCCUUGUGCUCGCAGGAAUCCGGCCCGCCUCGUCGCAGUUCAUCCUCACGCCGCCGACGGCUGGCGCCACCUUCGCUGGGGCGUCAACACCGCCCCCACCGCCAACUGCCGGAGGACUUGGCAGCGGGACCUUUAACGUUGCCACCUCGAUCCUCUUUGUGGGUGUAAUCGUGGCCCUCUUCUUGGUCGGCUUCUUCUCCGCGUACCUCCGCCGCUGUGCGGACGCCGCCACGGGCGCGCGCCGAGGUGGUGCCGCCGCGAACGCCAACGCUGCCGUCGCGGCAGCUGCGGCAGCCGCAUUCUCGUCCGCGGUUAGCCGUAGCAGGAGGCGUCCUGGUCUCGACGUCGCCGCGAUGGAGGCGCUGCCGGUGCUGACGUACGCGAGGGCGAUGGCGGUCAAGGCCGGCCGCGGGGCUCUGGAGUGCGCGGUGUGCCUCGCCGAGUUCGCCGACGACGGGGAGAAGCUCCGGCUCCUCCCCGGGUGCUGCCAUGUCUUCCACGCGGCGUGCAUCGACGUGUGGCUCUCGGCGCACGUCACCUGCCCGGUGUGCCGAGCCGACUUGGCCGACCCCGCCGUCGCCGCCGCCGGCCAUGUCCUGGCCGCUGAUCUCGCUGCUCAGGUAGAGACGUGCAACGACACGGUGAUAACCGUCGAGACUUCGGAUCCAGCACCAGUUGAAGAUGCCGUGUCUGAUCAGCAGUCGGCAGAGACAGCGGAGGAGCGCGUGGAUCGAUUCACGCUGCGGCUGCCGGAGAGGCUGAGGAGAGAGAUCGAGGAGGCCAAGCGGCUCCGCAGAGCGAUGAGCGCGGUGACCGCCGCUGCAGCCGCGAGCCCAUCAAGCGGGCGGUGGGUCCCGUCGACGUUACGGACAAUGUCGGCAGCGCGACCUAGCGGUCGAUGGUCGGCGUUGUUCCGCGCGUUGUCGGGACAGAACCGAGGCGAGCUGGGCGGCAGCAGCCGAAGGGUGGCGCCGCUGAAAACUCACGCCGCCAGCGAUGACGCGGUGGAGCUGGUGGUGGUGCAGGACGACGGCGGGCAAGCGGAGAAGUACUAUGCGCACAGCCUCACCUUCGCCGGGUUCGUCAUUGACGGUGACGUCGCAGCUGGCGACUGGAACCCGGAGGUCUUCCAGAUAUCUUCUGCCGUCCCGGCGGCGGCGACGUCCCAGCGAUGAAGCCAGGGAAACACAUUUAGUUGUUUUUUGGUCUUUCUGAUGAUCUCCUUUCCUAGCAUUGAAAGUAGUGGAGAUCCAAGUGCUCUGUUGUUGAAUGUAACCGGAACUGUACAUACGUAAAUACAAACUUUUUUUU
Messenger RNA from Hordeum vulgare subsp. vulgare (domesticated barley), 1472 nucleotides. RefSeq names its product E3 ubiquitin-protein ligase Os03g0188200-like. The record is from RefSeq and is a predicted model, not a curated record. The transcript has a single exon. NCBI's taxonomy places the organism in Eukaryota, Viridiplantae, Streptophyta, Magnoliopsida, Poales, Poaceae. Bases 98 to 1336 code for a protein of 412 amino acids.